AAAAAUUGAACUUUUCAGAGAAUGUUGUGCCUCCGGGUUUUCCUGGUAGAUUUUCAUAUAAAUGGGUUAUCAUCACAAUGAGUGGGGGAUACAUCUCAACCAGCUCCGGGAGGAGCUGAGCUCCCGCUGUGUGAUUGUGGGGGGCUUCCCUCCCCCUCCUUCAACGGUACCCCAGAAUGUUUAUAGGUUAUUUCAGUGUCAACGGGCCGAGCCAGCAAGCGACGGAACAGCAUGGCUUGUCUUAUUUCAGAAUGCAGAACAAGCAAAAUGGUGGGUAACAAAUCGCAGCACUUUUCAAGUCGGAAACCUGAUUUUACACGUAGCUCCUUCCUCUGGAUCUAACAUUCCUGAUGCUUGGCUUCAGGAUGAUCAACAUGGAUCAGCGUCAGGUCAGAUGCCGGGAUAUCCUUCAAGUUUCCCUGUAUAUCCAGGAUACCAGGAAUAUCCCAGUCACUGUCCACCAGUAUCCAUGCCUUCAAUUCCACAGAGCGACCAGAUGCAUUCCAAUCCAUACAAUCAGCACAUACCUGUAUCCAGUCCACCAUUUCAGUAUCCAUCUGGGGGUCCAACAACAAGUCCUGGUGGUGGCUUGCCCCACAAAAUUCCCCCUGGAAGUGAACCACAGGUUAUAUCCUCUGACCCCAAGUCCUCUAAGUCAUCUAUGGCUCCUACAGUGUAUCAGAAUUUUCCCAGCAUGCCCAUGCCUGAGCCUGGAGCCAUGGCCCCGCCCUCUUAUGAGAGCCAUAAUUUCCCUCCUAAAUUGCCACCCAAGCCCUCAACCAUGAAAUCUCCUCAUCCUAUCCAAGGAGGAUACAGCAAGGACGAACAAUCCAGUAUUCUCCAGGGAUCAGAUAUAGACCCAGGGAGGACAUCUGUACAAGAAACGACAACAACUCCUGUCUGUGAUAGUAUCAGAAGUAUGAGGCUACCGAAGGGUAUAUCCGAAGAUUUCAUCUCCAAUUUCUUUGAAAAUGAGAAAAGAAGUGGUGGUGGAUAUGUAGCUAAUGUGGACUAUGACAAGAAGAAGAAUACUGCUAUUGUCAAGUUUGAGGAUCCAAGUGUGGUAAAGAGUGUCUUGCAAAGGCAGGAAAGUUCAGCCUUAGCGAUGAACAAACAGGAGAUAGAAGUUGAGGAGUAUCAUCCAUCAGCUGACCGUGAGAGUGAGGAGCAAGAGGUCACAGCAGUCAAGGUCACAAACCUGCCCCCGAGAACAAGCGAGGAUCAGAUAGAAUUGUUCUUUGAGAAUCGUAAGAAGAGUGGAGGUGGAGAGGUGGAAAAAGUGGAGAUUGAUGAGGCUACCAACAGUGCUAUUGUUUGGUUUAAAGAGGUUGAAGCGGUGAAAAGUGUCUUAAAAAGACAAGAAAGUUCAGCUCUUGUGAUGAACAAACAGCAAAUCGAAAUUGAAGAAUAUCAUCCACCAGGUGACAGUGAAAGUGAAGGUGAAUCUGACGUUGAGGAGCAAGAGGUCACUGCAGUCAAGGUCAUGAAUCUUCCUGCCAAAAUAACUGAUGAACAGAUAGAGUUGUUCUUUGAGAACCCUAGAAAAAGUGGAGGUGGAGAAGUGGAGAAAGUGGAGGUUGAUGUGGCUACCAACAGUGCUGUUGUUUGGUUUAAAGAGGCUGAAG
Molecule: messenger RNA, 1625 nt
Organism: Saccostrea cuccullata (small rock oyster)
Lineage: Eukaryota; Metazoa; Mollusca; Bivalvia; Ostreida; Ostreidae
Exons: 6
Molecular function (GO): RNA binding
Source: RefSeq, a predicted model, not a curated record